Messenger RNA from Crotalus tigris (Tiger rattlesnake), 3773 nucleotides. It is a transcript of the gene ENPP6, whose product is annotated as ectonucleotide pyrophosphatase/phosphodiesterase 6. The record is from RefSeq and is a predicted model, not a curated record. NCBI's taxonomy places the organism in Eukaryota, Metazoa, Chordata, Lepidosauria, Squamata, Viperidae. The transcript has 8 exons. Bases 732 to 2048 code for a protein of 438 amino acids.
UUUUAUAUACAGUUGUGGUUGCUGAUUAUGAUAACGUGUGUGUAUUCAUGAAUGGCAGCAAGACAAGAAUUUGAAAAUGCCAAGAGGCACAUCAGAUGUUUAACAGCCACUUGACAAAGCAAAUGGUUUGUAAACACAAGAAAUCACUAGGAUAGAAAUAUCUCCCAUACAUUCAUCCAUUAGUAAACAAAUCUCUUCCUAAAAUUAUAAAUAUAUGCUCUUAACAAAUACAUUCAAACUUUAAAAAUCAAAUCAAAUCAUCCUUCAGGUUAAAAUUAUAGUUAGUUGCUGAUUAUAAAGCUAAGAAUACCCCAAUUACAUUUUCAAAUUUAUUCACUGCUCUGAAAAACUGACAUUUAGGAAAACAAGACACUGUAUUAAUGGUGUUUUUUAACUCUUUGUAUGGCAGGAUAGCAGCGUCAAUCAGCAGGCAUGCAGCUUGGUCCCUAUGAUUCACUCUUUUUCGUGCUUCUUUUGUUCUAUAAUUAGUAUUCACUACUGGAGUGCAAGCUUCCACAGUAGCAAAGUUCAAAGCCUCUUGGUAACUAGGCUGUAACUUGCAAGUUCAAUUUGUGCUGCUGUACCUUUAAACUCUGGGGUAAGUCCAGAGAACAGUGAGGGCCAACCCUUGAAGAAAAAAACAACAACCUCCAGAUGCUUUUUUUUUUUCAGAGCAACUGCAUAAAGACUAAGAGCAUAGAGAAUAUUCUGGCAAGCCUCCAUCCAGCAACAUGGCAAAGCAUGUUGUGUAUCUCCUGCUAGUCCUUACCCUGGUACGCUCAUCUCUUGCACAGCCAAAGCUCCUGCUGUUUUUGCUUGAUGGGGUUCGAUAUGAUUAUAUCUCUGAGGAAGCACUAGAGUCUUUGCCUGGCUUCAAAGAGAUUGUCAACAGGGGAGUGAAAGUGGAUUACCUAACCCCCGACUUUCCUAGUCUUUCCUAUCCAAACUAUUACACCUUGAUGACUGGUCGCCACUGUGAAGUCCAUCAAAUGACUGGAAACUACAUGUGGGACCCAGUGACAAAUCUAUCUUUUGACAUUGGCAUGAACCCAGACAGCCUCCUGCCUGUUUGGUGGGAUGGAUCCGAGCCCUUGUGGGUCACUAUGACAAAAGCCCAGAGGAAGGUCUCUAUGUACUAUUGGCCUGGCUGUGAAGUUGAAAUCCUUGGAAUCAGACCCAACUAUUGUAUACCAUAUGAAAAUGUUCCAACGGAUGCCAAUUUCUCCAAUGCUGUAAAUAAUGCCAUUGAGUCUUUAAGCAAUGGUGCAGCAGAUAUGGCAGCCAUAUACUAUGAACGGAUUGAUGUAGAAGGUCAUCGUUUUGGCCCUUCAUCUUAUCAGAGGAAGAAUGCUGUAAAAGCAGUGGAUAACGUUUUGCUCAGGAUGUCUAAGCUUAUCAAGGACAAGAAUUUGCAGAAUGAUUUAAAUGUUGUUUUCUUUUCUGAUCAUGGGAUGACUGAUAUUUAUUGGAUGGACAAAGUGAUUGAACUGAAAAACUGCAUCAACAUGAGUGAUGUUAUAAAAGUGAAGGACCGAGGGCCAGUUGUAAGCCUGUGGCCAGAGAAAGGCAAAGAAAAUGAGAUAUAUAACAAACUGAAAAAUGUGCCGCAUAUGACAGUCUAUAGGAAAGAGGAUAUCCCUGAUAGAUUUUAUUAUAAAAAAGGAAAAUUUGUCUCUCCAUUGACACUGGUAGCUGAGGAAAGAUGGUUCAUAGUAGAGAGCAGAGAAUCACUUCCAUUUUGGGAUAAUGGCACCGGAAAACGAGAAGCUUGGCAGAACGGAUGGCAUGGCUAUGAUAAUGAAUUCCUAGACAUGAGAGGAAUCUUUUUUGCAUAUGGGCCAGACUUCAAGUCUAACUUCAGAGCUGCACCAAUCAGAUCAGUUGAUGUGUAUAAUGUGAUGUGCAAAAUUGCCGGAAUCCCGCCACUGCCAAACAAUGGAUCCUGGUCGAGAGUGGCCUGUAUGUUGAAAGAUAAUGCGAAUUUGGCCCUGUCGUUCCAAUGGAGCAGCUCUGUGCUGGGACUUAUUCUGUUUUCAUUGUUUGUAUAACAGAUCUUGUAACACCAGUCUGAAUACAAUGUCAGUCAGUGUAUCUAGUUUUUCCCCCUCCUUUCAAUGCUGCCAUUGAAAUGGAAAAUGCUGUUGGAAGAAAAUGAUAUAAAUUCAUUUCUGAGAAUCCUGGUGCCAAAUGCUUUGAGGGAUAUAAACAAACAAAAACAAGUAUGAGUUGGUUCUGAUGGUCACAUGUUGUCCAUUUCCAAAGUAAGUACUGCUUCUGCCUUCUGCCAUCAGUUCCAGAAUCAAUCCCCAGGAGGCUGAAACCGGUAAUCAAAAUGCACCAACUCAAAGCAGACAGACCCACUUGCUAAUCACAUCUUUUCCUAGCAGUUUUCUGUAUUUGCAUUAUCUAAAUUUAGAUCAGCUUUUCACAGUCAGUCACCUCUCAUGAUGUGUUAUUUCUAUGCUGUCCAUAAUUCUCUAACAGCCAACCUGGUGAGCUAAUUUUCCAGAGAUAAUGCAUCUUGGAGCCAGUUGUAUGGACAGCAAUGGAAAAAUAGAUUUAAAUGGCACUUUAAAAGUUCUAGAGUCUAGACAAUGCUUGUGCCCCCCCCCCAAGACUUUUCUUAGUAUACAUACAUGGAAGGUGACAGCCUGUAACUGAUCAAUAGUACAUAGUAUUGUAUAGAAUCCAUUGGAGCCUCUUGGCAACCUCUCUAAGAAGACCUCCAGCAAAGACCUCAGCACUUCAUAUGGCUGCUUGUUCUAGUAGCUGAUAGGUCAGGAAAUUCCUUUUGAUGCCAGCCUGAACCUGCUUCCUUUAGUUAUUCUUUUUCUUUGUGGCAACCCUUUGAAAAGAUGAAAAUGGCUUUGUCUCCUUUCAUUAUUUCUUCUGUGGUCUCAACGUAAUUAAAUCCUUUCAAUGUGUGCCAUUUAGUCACCAAGCUCAGCUGAACUCAGCUUGAGGAAAGAAGAAGAGACUGACCAAUGCGGUGUAGUGGUGAAUGGUGGUGGUGAAUGUUCAAUAAAGAGGCCUCCGAAGUUUAGGGAAUUGAUUUGGGCUGAAAUAAUGGUCCCAAUAGUCCCUAUUGGCACACUUGGUGCCAUAUCAAAAAAAUCCUGGACAACACUUAGAAAAUGUGCUUAUUGACAAAUUGUCCACUUGUCCAUUACAAAAGGCCACAGCGCUUGGAUCUGCAAUGUAAUCCACUGAGUACAUUUCACACACCUAUACACAUAUAAAGCCAGGCAGAAGAAUUCCAUAAUAACUGAUAAACAUUGAUGUGUGCUUUUAAAUCUCAAGUGAAUCAUUGGAUCAAUUGGAACGGAGGAAAAGAAAACCAAUCUUUUGUUAUUUGGCUAUUGAAUACAGAAGGCAAUUUAGUUCUUGUUAAGCAUUUGCAGUAGUUGGAAAACAAAGACCUAUUGUUUAAAGGUCUGCAUACUACAUUAAUAGAGCAGACUGAAUUCUUUGGAGCACUGUUCCCAUUUUAAAAAAAUCAUUCAAAACCUUCAUUAAAAUAACUGAAUUGUAAGUUUCAAUUUUACAAGACAUACAAACAGAAAAAACAGAACAUACAAAUUAAUCUUCUGUAUUCUUGUGAUCAAAAUGUUUCAUUAUUUCUUUGUCUCCUCCUCACAUCAUUUUUAAUCUGUUUAUUAAAACUCUUUUAAUAAUAGUUGGAUUAGCCCAGAUUGUACAUUAGUGGAAUGGAAUUUUGAACCAAGGCAUUAUUUUGAACAGUGCUUAUAGAAUAAAACCUGCUUUUGAUUGCU